This is a messenger RNA of Salvia miltiorrhiza (redroot sage), 1471 nucleotides long. RefSeq lists its product as uncharacterized. Gene Ontology annotation, molecular function: ubiquitin-protein transferase activity; protein binding. Lineage: Eukaryota; Viridiplantae; Streptophyta; Magnoliopsida; Lamiales; Lamiaceae. The transcript is spliced from 2 exons. The record is from RefSeq and is a predicted model, not a curated record. The coding region runs from base 136 to 1389 and encodes 417 amino acids. Gene Ontology annotation, biological process: SCF-dependent proteasomal ubiquitin-dependent protein catabolic process.
AAAAGUUCGCUUGUAUUUAUUUGGAUUUGGGCGGAAACCUGCUGCAUUUAUUUGGACCCACCGACCCACCGCUUGUAAUUCAUUUACUCCGCCGCCGCGUUCUACACACAAUUCACCGGAAAUCGAAAAGUUGAAAUGCUUCGUCCGAAACUAGCCUCCCGCAAGCCGCCACCUCCACGGCGUUUCUGCACCGACGGCAGCGUUUCGGAUCCCCAUUCCGACAUUCUUAGUAGAGAUUCGAUGAAAAUUAGAAGUCGGGCUUAUUAUUCCCGGAGGGGUAAAAAGGGGAUGCCAACAAACAUAGAGUCCCUCCCCAAAGAGCUAUUGUUCGAAAUCCUCCUCCGUUUGCCGGCUGAUCAUCUCUACGAGAGAGCGAGGCUCGUGUGCCGGUGGUGGUGCCACAUUAUCCAUUCUCAUGCCUUCAUCAACGCGCAGAUGCACGGUGCUACCUAUGGACUCCUAUCACCCCUAGAUGAUAAUACUCUGCCACUUUAUGUAACAGCCACCGCAGACGGGGGAAUCCACACAUCUGAGCUAACUUACCUCUCCGAAAUGGAAGUUCUUGCUACCUGCAAUGGUUUGGUGCUGGGGUUGGAAGACGAAGGUCACCACUUCCGUCGUCUUGUGAUUGUGAAUCCUGCAACGAAGCAGUCAUUCCACCUCCCACCAUUGCCUACAGGCGUAGCCUAUGACCUCCAGUAUGGUUUUGCAUACUCUGCAGCUUCCUUGGCGUAUAAAGUGAUUCGACAAGCUUCUGUUCGCCACUAUGAACCACACGCACAAGAGGAUUACGGUCUCGACGUGCUCACUGUUGGAGUUGAUGAAUCCUGGAGGCAAGUCGAGGUUCACCACCUUCCCGACCAUGUCAGGCGACGUCUCCUUGCCAAGACUCCGUUGACUAGUGAAGGUUUCUUGCACUGGGGAUGGGGGAAGUGCUGCGCGACGAUGGAUGUGGAGACGGAGAUCAUUACGCUGAGUGAAGCCCCUUAUCAGUACAAAGAACGCGACUAUUAUUAUCUGUCGACUGGGUGGUGUGUGUCGCUCCUGGUUGCGUGUGGGGAUCUGUCGUGGGAGGUUUGGGAGAUGAAGGCAGGGACGGGCGAGUGGAGGAAGGCGCUGCCCAACGUCGAUUUGAGAGCUGAGAAAUGCAGGAUUCAACAGUUAGCUCCUGAAGAUGAUGCAGUUCUUGAGCCACUUGGUUGGGUUAAAUAUCCACAUGUUUUGGCCUUCUAUUUUGACGAAUAUUAUUAUUCGAGACAAUGGGAGCAUUGCAUUUUCUACAAUCUUGAAACGCAUCAACUCCACUCCAUAGAGCUACCACGACCAUAUGUUAUAGCUAGCUGUUUUAUGGCUUUUUCGCAUAAGAAUACUCUGAUAUGGCUCUGUUAAAAGAGUAUUAUUGUUAGUGUUAUUGUUUAUAUUUGGUUUAAGUUAAAAGAAUUUAUAUAUCAUGCAAAAACAUUAUCAUUUA